Molecule: messenger RNA, 777 nt
Organism: Linderina pennispora
Lineage: Eukaryota; Fungi; Kickxellomycota; Kickxellomycetes; Kickxellales; Kickxellaceae
Exons: 1
Coding region: 81-656 (191 amino acids)
Source: RefSeq, a predicted model, not a curated record
CACAACUUCAUCCCUUGACAGCUUUUGUGCACUCAACCAACCAAAUCACUCUUUUCUUUGCCAAAAGCUGAACAUUCAACAUGGCGACUAUUAUUGACAUGGCUACAAGACCAGGGAUUUUCCUCGUAAUUGGCUUUAGCGACUUGUACCAGCGGUUUUUGCUCUCAAUUCACUGCCCAAAGCUUCAGAAACGCAUAUUCUAUGUGCCUGCAACAAUGGAAGAGUUUGGGAAGACCAUUGUCACAGACUGUGAGCAUUGGCAUACCUCCAGUGUGAUCUAUGCCCGGUAUUACGAGGCCAUCGAGGAAAACCAAAUAAUGGAAGCCGUGAGAAUGGCACCAGCUACAAACUUCUUCAGCCCGUUUGAGUAUUUUGCCUGUGUGUUCAGCGACAUCAAGUACGCAUUCGACGUGGAAAAGUGCGAGAUGGCGGCCAAGCGAGCACUGAUGCGCAGAAAAAACAAGGAGGGCAUUCUGUUUGAAAUCUACUUUAGUAGUGAUGAUGACCCAGUCGAGUUUCACUAUGCGCAAGAGCAAUCAGCCUCAGCACAGUGGACUACAGCAUUCUUCAAGGACCUGAAAAAGCCAAGCAUUUGCUUAAAGAAGACCGGUGGCUUUGUGAAGAGGGGUGUGAGCAUGGUUAUGAGUAAGCUCUGAACAUGGCUCGGUUUGCCUAUAUUCUCGUCAUAGAAUGCAUCAAGUUGUUUUACUAAAUUACACACAAUUGCUGAUAUAAAAAGCAAAUCCAUACAUGAAAAUACACGCAGACCUUCACAAU